AUGCAUUUGUGUCCCGCUGUUCGUCGCAGAAUUAGCCAGAAAAAAAAUAGAAGAAUAACUCGCAUGGGACCUCACUCGGCUUUCAAUCACUACAUUGUUGCAAACAGCUCCUCAAAUGUGAUCUCUCCAACACUUGCUACUACACCAGCGCACAUUUUCGACGGUACUCCAUCCAUUGUCCAUCAUAACUCUAUUCCACAUCAUCUUUCCACGCCAUUUUUCUCACGCAAUCGACUAGGCUUUAUUUUUGUCUCAGCAGAAGCACCAACUGGUCGUUGCUCCUUAUGUGUCGUGUAUCGGGCAGUCAUUGCUUUGCGCCAUUAUCAGCGUAUUUCGCUCCUUACUUACAUCAUGCUGCCUUGGUGCAGAGCUCAUCGCCCGCCCACCGCCUACCGCCCACUCAUCCACCCCAAUCCCAUCUUCUUCUCACUCUUCGCGCUCCGGCUCACCCGCGCGCGCGUUUGUUAUACACACACUAAGGCUGUUUUGCAGAGCAGCGCCAACUCCAAGCCGCAUCCGCUGUAUCUGUGUUAUCUCUUCGCUUUUAUUUGCAUUAAUAAGUUAAUUUAA
Hydatigera taeniaeformis is the source of this 570-nucleotide messenger RNA. The record is from the annotation of a GenBank genome assembly. NCBI's taxonomy places the organism in Eukaryota, Metazoa, Platyhelminthes, Cestoda, Cyclophyllidea, Taeniidae.